AUGGGUUUAAUCCUCAGACGAAGAAAUGUCGUACCCACACGAAGAUUUUUAAGUCGGGGAUGUCUAAUGAGGGUGGCUGAAGAUACUUCUCACAUAACUGUAGUCAUUCCCAUAGACUGUAACGAUCUUCAAUCAGAUGGAUACUUUAAUUCAGGGGUGUACGAAAUCUACCCCUAUGUUACCAUUACCAGUCCUGUCCCGGCAUACUGCGAUAUGACUACAAUGGGCGGGGGAUGGACGGCAAUCCAAAAGCGAAUUAAUGGAUCCCUGGACUUUGACAGGACCUGGACGGAAUACAAAAAUGGUUUCGGCGCCUCAGAACAGGAUGUCUGGGUUGGAAAUGACGUUAUCCAUCAAUUAACCAAAGAAGGUACCUCAUCCCUGUAUGUGACCAUAACUCUACAGAAUAGUACAACGCUGUAUGAAAUGUACGACGGAUUCUCUGUCUCCGACGAAGCAGGAAAAUAUCAACUCUUUCUUGCAGGACCUGCCACGGGAACCUUGGGAGACAGUAUGUUUGACACGGGUUCUUCUAACUUUGACCUGUCUGGGAUGUCAUUCUCCACCCAAGACAGAGACAAUGACAGGCGGAGCAGUGCUAACUGUGCUGCUCACAGUGACAUUAGAGGAGGCUGGUGGUUUAACCGCUGUCACCACGCCUUCCUCAACGGUCAAUUGUCCCCGGGGUCUUGGAUGUAUCCAUGA
Messenger RNA from Saccostrea cuccullata (small rock oyster), 705 nucleotides. Its product is annotated as ficolin-2-like. NCBI's taxonomy places the organism in Eukaryota, Metazoa, Mollusca, Bivalvia, Ostreida, Ostreidae. The record is from RefSeq and is a predicted model, not a curated record. The coding region runs from base 1 to 705 and encodes 234 amino acids. The transcript has 5 exons.